AUGGCUGGGUUUCUAACGUCACUGUGGAGGUAUAGGAAUUACAUUGUGAUAGUUCUGACACCUCUUCUACUCCUGCCUCUGCCCCUGAUCAUCCCGACCUCGGAGGCAAAAUGUGGCUAUGCGAUAAUCCUGAUGGCACUGUACUGGUGUACAGAGUGUAUCCCUCUGGCUGUGACUGCCCUGCUGCCUGUUAUUCUUUUCCCUAUGAUGGGCAUCAUGGAAUCAGGCGAGGUUUGUAUCCAGUACUUGAAAGACUCAAACGUGCUUUUUAUUGGUGGGCUGCUGGUGGCCAUCGCUGUGGAGCACUGGAACCUGCACAAGAGGAUCGCCCUUCAAGUUCUGCUUAUUGUUGGGGUGAAGCCAUCUCUCCUGAUGAUAGGUUUCAUGAGCACCACAGCGUUUCUGUCCAUGUGGAUCAGUAACACGGCUUCCACAGCUAUGAUGCUGCCCAUCGCCAAUGCUGUGCUGCAGCAGCUGUGUGACACAGAGGCCGAAGCUGAAGAGAGGGAUCACGACCAGCCUGCUGCAAAGGAUGGCCUGGAAAACCAGGGCUUUGAGAUGGGUGACAUCAAAGAAAAGAACAACAAGGAGCUCAUAAGAAAGGACAGCAGCAUCAACGUGGAGGUUUCUGUUUGGAGUCCGGAGGCAGAGCACCGCAGACUUGAGAGGGAGCAGAAGUAUUUGAAACUGUCGAAAGGCAUGAGCCUAAGUGUUUGUUAUGCAGCCAGCAUUGGAGGAACGGCCACCCUUACUGGAACCACACCUAAUGUCAUCCUGAAGGGCCAGAUUGAUGAACUCUUUCCAGAUAAUGGUGGCAUAAUCAACUUUGAAAGCUUUUUUGGCUUCUCAUUUCCCAACAUGGUGCUAAUGUUGGCUCUGUCUUGGUUGUGGCUGCAGUUUAUGUUUUUGGGCUUCAACUUGAAAAAGUCCUUUGGAUGUGGCACAAACAAAGCUGGUGACAAGGAGGCAUACCAGGUAAUCAAAGAUGAGUACAAAAGGUUGGGCAGGAUGAGCUUCGCUGAGGGCUGUGUACUGGUUAUCUUCAUGUUGCUGGUUCUUCUGUGGUUUACCAGGGAGCCUGGGUUCAUACCCGGCUGGGCCACUGUGCUCUUCAACAAAGACAAAACGUACGUCACAGAUGGCACCGUGGCCAUAUUAAUGUCAGCACUCUUCUUCUGCAUCCCUUCCAAUUUGCCCAGAUGCUGCAAGAAGUCUGAGGAUGGUAGGCCAGGGCCCCUGCCGAAGCUCCUUCCCCCCCUGCUUAAUUGGGAUAUUGUCCAUGAAAAGAUGCCUUGGAACAUCCUUUUGCUUCUGGGAGGAGGCUUUGCAUUGGCCCAUGGAAGUGAGGAAUCUGGACUUUCUGUGUGGCUGGGAGAGAGUCUUGUACCACUGCAGAGCAUUCCUCCGUUUGCCAUCUCCAUCCUGCUGUGUCUGCUGGUGGCCAUGUUCACCGAAUGUUCCAGCAACACCGCCACCACCACUCUCUUUCUGCCAAUACUGGCCUCCAUGGCCACCGCCAUCAAGAUACAACCGCUGUACAUCAUGUUUCCCUGCACCAUCUCUGCCUCGCUGGCUUUCAUGCUGCCUGUGGCCACUCCACCAAACGCCAUUGCCUUCUCCUAUGGCAACCUGAAAGUCAUGGACAUGGCCAGGACUGGAUUCAUUCUGAACUUUGUUGGAGUCAUAACCACCAACAUUGCCAUUAACACGUGGGGAGUGGCCUUGUUCCAGCUGAAUACCUUUCCCAGUUGGGCUAAUGCCACCAAAACUCCUUGA
Scomber scombrus (Atlantic mackerel) is the source of this 1776-nucleotide messenger RNA. RefSeq names its product solute carrier family 13 member 2-like. The record is from RefSeq and is a predicted model, not a curated record. Bases 1 to 1776 code for a protein of 591 amino acids. Gene Ontology annotation, cellular component: membrane. The transcript has 12 exons. Gene Ontology annotation, molecular function: transmembrane transporter activity. Gene Ontology annotation, biological process: monoatomic anion transmembrane transport. Lineage: Eukaryota; Metazoa; Chordata; Actinopteri; Scombriformes; Scombridae.